Messenger RNA from Crotalus tigris (Tiger rattlesnake), 5439 nucleotides. RefSeq names its product bifunctional heparan sulfate N-deacetylase/N-sulfotransferase 3. Gene Ontology annotation, molecular function: heparan sulfate N-sulfotransferase activity; deacetylase activity. The record is from RefSeq and is a predicted model, not a curated record. Gene Ontology annotation, cellular component: Golgi apparatus. Bases 461 to 3073 code for a protein of 870 amino acids. The transcript is spliced from 14 exons. NCBI's taxonomy places the organism in Eukaryota, Metazoa, Chordata, Lepidosauria, Squamata, Viperidae.
GCGGCGGCGGGUGGGCGGCUUUUCCGUGAAGGGGAUGCGCCGCCCGCCCUUUCCUUGCCUGCGCGCUUCCCGCCCUCCCGCCCCCUUUUUCCCGGGGAAGCAAGAGCGAGGGGGCCGCUGCCGCGUCUUCUUCAAGUCCUUUCCAGCUCCGCCAGGAAGGCGGUGCGGAGCGACGAGGGCGCCGCUGUCCGCCUCUCUCUGGCCCUUUCUGGGGACGGGGAGCCCCAGGCGGAGAGGAGCGGAAGAGGGACUCCCAAGUUUGAGUGGGCAAAGAGGAGGCGCCCCCCGGGGCUUCGGUGCGCCCCUCCUGCAGAAUAUAUUGACCCUGAAUUGUACUGAAGACAGAGAUACAUGCUGCAAUGGUGACAUAAACUUCUAAAACUGCACUGGAAUAAAUUCUGAAACUCUUUAUAAUCUCAAUGCACUCACAACUGGAAAGCAUCUAGGCCUGACUUACAACAUGACUUUUAUUGUGAAACUUCAUAGACAUUUUCAACGAACAGUAAUAUUAUUAGCUACAUUUUGUAUGGUGAGCAUUGUUAUUUCAGCCUAUUAUUUAUACAAUGGCUACAAACAAGAAAACGAAGUUUCUGAAAUUUCUUCAGAUGUUGAAUGUGGGGAUCUUCCAAUGCUGCUAUCUCCAUGGAAGAUGAUUAAGGCCAGUGAACCAUUCAGGACUGACCCUGUUGUGCUUGUAUUUGUGGAAAGUCAGUACUCUGUACUUGGUCAGGAUAUAGUCAUGGUAUUAGAAUCCAGCAGGUUCCAGUAUCACAUAGAGAUUGCUUCUGGGAAAGGUGAUCUUCCUGUACUGAUAGAUAAAAAUAAAGGCAAGUAUCUUCUAAUAAUAUAUGAAAAUAUUUCUAAAUAUGUAAAUAUGGAUUCCUGGAAUCGGGGCCUUCUAGAUAAAUACUGUGGGGAAUUCAAUGUAGGAAUAAUUGGGUUUCAAAGAAGCAGUGAUAACACUUUGCAGACUUUUCAGUUAAAAGGGGCUCCUUUCCAAAUCCAUAGCAAUGUAGGCGUAAAAGAUUGUUGCAUUAAUCCCCAUUCUCCUCUGCUCCAUCUAACAAAACCAUCCAAGCUUGAUAAAGGGCCUUUGCUUGGAAGUGACUGGACAGUUUUCCAUAUAAAUCAUUCAGCUUACCAACCUGUUGUAUUUGCAAAACUAAGAGCACCUGAAAACCUCCCUCCACCCGUUGUUAAAAAUGUUCUACAUGCAACAGUUAUUCAUGACUUGGGUCUACACGAUGGAAUUCAGCGAGUUCUUUUUGGUAACAAUUUGAACUUCUGGCUGCACAAGCUCAUCUUUAUAGAUGCUGUCUCAUUUUUGACUGGAAAGAGACUUACAUUAUCCCUGGAUAGAUACAUACUUGUAGACAUUGAUGACAUCUUUGUUGGAAAAGAGGAAACAAGAAUGAAAGCCAGUGAUGUUCAGGCUCUGCUUGAUACUCAGAACCUUCUAAGAGCUCAAAUUACAAAUUUUACUUUCAAUCUGGGAUUUUCAGGGAAAUUUUACCACACAGGCACUGUAGAAGAAGAUGAAGGAGAUGAUUUAUUGUUGGGGUCUGUUGAUGAAUUCUGGUGGUUUCCUCAUAUGUGGAGUCACAUGCAACCUCAUCUGUUCCAUAAUGAAUCUUCACUAGUGGAGCAAAUGAUUCUCAACAAAAAAUUUGCCUUAGAACAUGGCAUCCCAACUGAUAUGGGAUAUGCUGUGGCUCCACACCAUUCCGGCGUCUAUCCUGUUCAUGUUCAACUUUAUGAUGCCUGGAAAAAAGUUUGGAAUAUCAAAAUCACCAGUACAGAAGAAUAUCCACAUCUAAAACCUGCACGGUACAGAAGAGGUUUCAUUCACAAAAGCAUCAUGGUUCUUCCUCGACAAACCUGUGGCCUUUUUACUCAUACAAUUUUCUACAAGGAGUAUCCUGGUGGUCCAAAAGAACUAAACAAAAGUAUACAGGGCGGAGAAUUAUUUUUCACAGUAGUUCUCAAUCCAAUCAGUAUUUUUAUGACUCACCUGUCUAAUUAUGGCAAUGAUCGAUUGGGUUUAUACACCUUUGCCAAUCUGGCCAAUUUUGUUCAAAGCUGGACCAACUUAAAGCUGCAGACUCUACCUCCAUUUCAAUUGGCUCACAAAUACUUUGAACUCUUUCCAGAGCAAAAGGACCCACUCUGGCAGAAUCCUUGUGAUGACAAACGACAUAGAGAUAUCUGGUCUAAAGAAAAAACUUGUGAUCGUUUACCAAAAUUCCUGGUUAUUGGACCACAAAAAACUGGCACAACAGCAUUAUAUUUGUUCCUGAUCAUGCAUCCUUCCAUCAUUAGUAACUCCCCCAGCCCCAAAACCUUUGAGGAGGUACAGUUCUUUAAUAGAAAUAACUACCACAGGGGGAUUGAUUGGUAUAUGGAAUUCUUUCCUACACCAUCCAAUGUAACCACUGAUUUUCUCUUUGAGAAGAGUGCUAAUUAUUUUCAUUCUGAAGAAGCCCCUAGACGAGCUGCUUCUUUAAUUCCUAAGGCAAAAAUCAUAACUAUUCUCAUUGAUCCAUCAGAUCGAGCGUAUUCCUGGUAUCAGCACCAAAGAUUUCAUAAAGACCCAGCCGCUCUAAAAUUUUCAUUUUAUCAAGUGAUCACUGCAGGACAUCAUGCUUCACCAGAACUUAAGAUCCUGCAGAAGAAAUGUCUGAUACCAGGAUGGUUUGCCAUUCACAUAGAAAGAUGGUUAACUUAUUUUCCGUCUUAUCAGUUACUAAUUAUUGAUGGACAGCAAUUGAGAAAUGACCCAGCUAUAGUAAUGGAAGAAGUGCAGAGAUUUCUUGGAGUUACUCCUCAUUAUAAUUAUUCAGAAGCUUUAACGUUUGACUCACACAAAGGUUUUUGGUGUCAACUUCUGGAAGAAGGAAAAACAAAAUGUCUUGGAAAGAGCAAAGGGAGAAAAUACCCUCCAAUGGACUCUGAGUGCAGGGUUUUUCUGUCAAGCUACUACAGAGAUCACAAUGUGGAACUAUCAAAGCUUCUACACAAGUUGGGACAACCACUACCAUCGUGGCUGAGACAGGAGUUGCAAAAAGUGAGAUAGCACAAGGACUCUUCUUGACUUAAAAUACGAGCAAUCUUAAGUUUCCAAGAAACUUUAUCAGAACUAAAGGUCUUCAACCGGAAACAAAAGAUUGAGAUAUGUGUGUUAUAUUGGCAACUGGAGUCUAAAAAAUUAUAUGCAUUUAUCUCUAACAGUACAUGGGUUUCAUAACAAUAGAAGAAUAGAUGGAUGUAGCACAAAGCUUAAUCUAUCAUGACCUUCACCUCUGUCGGAAAAUGCAUCAUGUAACUCCUAUUCAAUGCAAUAGGGUUGGUAAAUGGAUUAUUCUUAGAGACCACCCUGUACAUGUGGCAUCAAGCAGCAAGUUUCAAAUAUUUGGGUUAAAUUUCAAGAGAAGAUCUAUAUAAUAAUUCAAAAACAGAACAAAUAUUUACAAUUUUAUAUAGUUUAUUCCUAUCACUUUAAUAAUAUUGUCUCUCUCUCUCUCUCUCUCUCUCUCUCUCUCUCUCUCUCUCUCUCUCUCUCUCUCUCUCUCAUGUUGAUUUUGUAAAUUACCCCCUCUGCUCAGUUUUCAAAUAGUUGAAUUACAAUGGUGACUUUUUUAAAAGGUGACAGAAAUGUAGCACAAAAUGCCAAGCUUACUCCCACUUCACAAUUCUGGUUUCAAAACAUAGAACCAGAUUUUAAAUCGGUGAAUGUGGAGUAAAAAUAGGUAUUAUUUUAAAAAGUAAGGAUUCCUCCCAUUUGGCCUAAAUUCUGGGAAUAACAUCAUCACAAUAAAGAAGCAGUUUGCCACUGCCUUCUUCCAGAACUUUUUUUUUUUUUUUUUUUUGAGAUUUCUCAGUCCAACUCAUGGCUCUGGCAUUUUCUGGUUGCUUCCAUCUAAGUUUGACACUACUUAGUUAUUGAGAUCAGACAAUGAGUAAUAUUAGUAGGUAAGAAUUACCAUUACUGGAAUAUGUGUCUAUGAGAAUACAUUGUGUCUAUUCAUCAUGUCAUCAGAAUUGGGAGUUUUCGUGGCUGUGAAGAUUUCUAGAAGAGAUGGAUGGGUGCCUUAACUCAGCUGCUAUGCUAAAACAGGGCAAAAAAUACAUAUCCAUCUGGAUAUGGAUAUGGAUCAGGAAAAGUGCUAGUGUUCGUUCCAUUAUCCUUUGGGAGAUAUUGUUUUGUAAUGUAAAUGAGUUACAUAUUAAAACCAAGAGCUUAUAGGAUGCUAACAUGCCCACCGGUCCCUCAGUUGUCACCAGCUUUUACAUUCACACAACUGUUUAUGUACAGAGAUCCCACAGUCCUGAUUGACAGCAAGAAAACGGAAUAUGUUCACAAACCACUUUCAACAGAGUGUUGAUAAAGUUAUAUUGAUUUAAGUAUGCAAUUGCUUCUUUCUCGCUUGUACCCCAUCCCUUCCAUAUUUAGAUCACAAUUUAAAAGAAAAAGAUCAAGAGAAAGAAGAUGAAAAUCAAACAUUUUUAUGCUUUCUGUUCUACCUGGGGAAAGCAUUGGACAUAUCCAUCCUAUUAUUAAGCCCACAAUUGAUACUAAUCAAUCAAAUAAAAGCUAAUAAAGCAUAUAAAAAUAAAUUUAAACAAAUAAUGUGCUCUUUUGCCUUCAAAAGCAAUAUGCACAAUUUUCAUUUUAAAGAUGUGACGAAAUUUUGGCUGGUAUUAAGUAGCAAUGAUCAAUGUUUUAGAAGACUACAAAGAUUAAAUACUAUUACAAGCCAAAUUUACCUUACUACCAUUUGUCCCAUGGUGCUUCACAUCAAAACAAUAUUGUCAGUAUUGGUUGAAUAUAAGCUAAAAUAUAUACAAGGAAUAAAAACAUUGUUCUGUUCUACUGAAAUCCAUAUAGUUAAUUAAAUAUAUAAAAAGUUGCCUAGCCAAAGUUAACAUUUUCUUAGUUUAAAUAUUCUCUAAAAACACUUCAAAUUGGUGUGGGCUGAAAGACAUCCACAGUUUAGAAAACUUUACAGAGUAGGAAGCGUCUUUAGCUUUAGCCCAAUUUCCAUCAACUAUUAGAAAUCAGCACUUUAAUAUGAUGUACAAGAUUUUCUACUGUACCUCUGUCAUUACCUUUUGUGAACAAAUGUAAAAUUGUUCUUGGACAUGUAUGCAAUCUCCUGUUCAUUUGUGAAAAGAUUUUUUGCUGAAGAGUGAUUCACUUCCCCCUUUAUACUGUAAAGGUGCAGUCAUUCCUGCACAAUAUGAUAGAACUGCAGAUAACUUUUAUGUGGGUUUUUUUUCUUGAUGGUAUCUGAGUAAUGGGAUCUUAUUAGCUGUUUGCAUAAAGCGGUGGUUCUCAACCUGUGGAUUGGGACCCCAUUUGGGGUCGAACAACCAUUUCACGGGGGUCGCCAAACAACGCAGUCUGCCAUUUUUUCCCCUUUUCCUUAGCUGUGCUACUCC